AUUAUCCGACGUACUAAAUACUAAAAUUUUAAAAAUCUAUAACAUUCUACUGUUUUUCUCUAUAUGCGUGUAAUGUGUUCUAAUGAAAAUAUACUUUUGGCCGACCAUAAUGUGCAAACCAUUAAUGUGUUUACACCAUCAUCAUUCCUUCUUCUUGAAAUCUCGAAUACUUUACUUUCUACUGUCUCCGUACGAAACAAAACACAUCAAUAAGUAAAGAAUCCAAGUAGAUUAAACUAUAGAUUCGUCUCUUUUUUCGUAGUAGAUUGCGAUGGUAUCUUAGGGUUUUCUUAUAAUACUUUUAAACUGUAUUUAUGAUGAUGAUGAUGAUGAUGUAAAUUUAUCUGGCUGUCAGUACAAAUAUUUGUUAUAUAUAUAUAUAUGCAUGUGUGACAUCUUAGAGAAAGGGAACAAUAUACAUGUAGAUCGGAGGCACAAAAGUAUAAGACCACGAGGCAUUCAGGUUUCCAAAUGAACAUGAUUGGCCCACUGCUAUGAUUUUUGCAAUGUUUAUGUGAUCGGUCUAGUAACAUCUUAAUCAACCAGUUAAGCAUCCCAUUCAUCUAAGAAACUGACUAUAUUGACUUUUUAUCAUAUAUAAAUAUCUUACUGCACAAUAACAUGAAAACAGGAUUCAUAUGUUAUUGGAGUUGUAUCAUUAUGGUUUGGGCUGGUAUUGUCGGCAUGCUAUAAUGUGGGUCCAAAUUCAAUAGUACACGUGUUUGAGUUAUAGACGGAAGGAAACAAAAAAAUGUAGAGAUAUUAUGUUAGAUCAAAGUGAAAGAAUUCAUUUAGAGAUGUCAAUUAGGAUGCAACUGACCUUUAUGGAACAUGUUUGGAGAAUUUAAUACUUACAUUUGAAUGUUAUGAAUGAAGUAAAGAAAUACAACUACAAGUGCGAGACAAUGCAUCGUGGGAGAAAUGAAUACAGCUUUUCUUUUGCCAGUUAUUAUGUUGCAUUUCUAUAAUAAACUGAUUAUAUAGUAAGACUGAUGUUAUGGAAUUAUAUAAAAAAAGUCCAUAUGAUACUUAAUGACUAAUGUAGAACUAGUCUUCGAGGGAAAUGUAUUUUAUGCAAAAAUAUUGUUAAUACGUACAUAAUCCCAUUUAGAAAACCAUGGUAAUGUAAACAAACAUUGAGCUUUCAGCCUUGACUUUAAAAGGUUUUUUUUUUCUUCAUCAAGUCAUGAGCAUUCUCAUGGGUACAAGAUCGAGUCACGAAACAUGACUCCCUAUUUUUAGGCGUUACAAGAUUAUUUUGGAUUUGCUAUGUCAUAAUUGUCUAUAGUUAAAAACAAAAUAUAAAAAUAUUGAAAAAUAUACAAAACAUUGGUGAUCUAGUGAUAAUUCCACCAGAGAUUUGGUUCUUUUGUGUUCCAUAUUCGAAUUCAUUGAUAUAAAUAUGUUCUAAAAUUAAAUUCUAGACGUAUGAAAUUACAAGCUCCUAAUAUAUAUGAUGGUAAACAUAAUUAUAAAAAAUAUUACACAUAUUUCUAGCGAAAGAAAGAAGACUUCCUUUUGUAAAAAAGAAAGAAAGAAAGAAGGCUUCCUCUCCCCCAAAAUGAAAUAAUCAUAUGAAUGGAAUUUCAAAGGCUGUGAAGUUGAAAGAAAUUUUCAUGAUGGAAAAAUAAAUUAAGACAUAUAAUGAUGAAAUGACCCCAAAACGGGAACACUAGAUUGGCUUUUGAUCUCUUUGUAAAUGCAAAAACAUAGAGAAAAAAACACUUGGACAACGAGUACUAUCUUAUUAUUCAAAUAACAAAAGCUAUUUCCUUCUGAUGAUGACUAGCAAGUACUUUUUACAUCCAGGAUUUUAGUUUUUUUCCCACGCAAAUCCAAGAAUUUAGUCAAGAUCCAAAAUUCACUAGAGAGACAAAGUACAUAAAAAGAAAAAAGCAAAUGUAUGAUAAUUCGUAUUUACAAGGAAAAGUCUUUCAUUAGCAAUUUCUUUUUGGUUACUAGAGAGAUAAUGAAAACCGUAUAAAUUAUCUUAUAUUCUAUUAGCUAAAUGACAAAUCAUCAAAUAAUAUAUAUCAGAAAGUAAUAAGUUAGUAGCUUAUAUAAGGCAAAGCUUUAACAAAUUCCAAAAGCAUAAACAAUCUAUGGUGUCAAAAAGUAUUCAAACACUAUAUAUCACUUUGUUCCUAAAAAGAGAAUAAUCCUAAGAUAUUAGAAUUUCACUUGGGCAUCAUAAUAUAAGAUUCCAAUAAGGGUCAUAAAAGAGAAUUAAAGGGUGGUAAGCGUGUUCCUCUCUGUUGUUUUGAUAUAUCUUUAUACGACAACAUCAUAACCAGUGAGGUAACUCCACCUCCAAGUAAUCACGACCGUUCUUUUUAGAAUAGUUUCUUGAGUAGGAGAUAUUAGACGGUGGAGAUUAUAGCUAAUAUGAGAUUUGAAAGGCGUUGACAUUCUUUCUAUAUAUCUCUCCACUUGGCUUCCUGACAAUCUAUAAAUAUAUACUCCAUCUUUGGCGGUCUCUCGUCUUCGCCUUCGUCCCUUUGCUGUUCUACAACGAACUCUCUCUACCUCUCCAGGACCUAAGAGAAUCAUUUGACAUCGGACAUAGCUUUGUCAGGAAAGUAUAAUCUACUCUAAACGCUGAGAUUCGGAAAUGGCAUUUGGACUACUAAACACCGUAUUGGAAAAGUCAGAAACUCUGUUGGGGUCAGAUCAUGCAUCAGUCGUAUCCAUGAACUUGUUCGUGGCUCUGCUUUGUGCUUGUAUCGUGCUUGGUCACUUACUUGAGGAGACUCGGUGGAUGAACGAGUCAAUCACCGCUCUUAUCAUUGGUUCAUGUACUGGCAUUGUGAUCUUGCUUAUAAGUGGAGGAAAGAGCUCGAGGAUCCUGGUGUUUAGUGAAGAUCUCUUCUUUAUUUAUCUUCUUCCACCGAUUAUAUUCAAUGCAGGGUUUCAAGUUAAGAAGAAGCAGUUUUUCCGUAACUUCAUGACCAUUAUGUUGUUUGGUGCUAUUGGUACUCUCAUUUCAUUUGCUAUCAUAUCAUUAGGUGCAAUGCAUUUUUUCGAGAAAAUGAAUAUCGGAGAUCUCACCAUUUCGGAUUAUCUAGCCAUUGGAGCUAUAUUCUCUGCUACAGAUUCUGUUUGCACCUUGCAAGUGCUUAAUAAAGACGAGACUCCUCUCUUGUACAGUCUUGUCUUUGGAGAAGGUGUAGUAAAUGAUGCCACAUCGGUCGUGCUCUUCAACGCUAUACAAAGAUUCGACCUAACACACAUCAAUUCAACCAUAGUUUUGGAGUUUGCUGGAAACUUCUUUUCUCUCUUCAUCUUAAGCACAGCUCUUGGUGUUGCAGCUGGAUUGCUCAGUGCUUUCACUAUCAAGAAGCUCUACUUCGGAAAGAUCAAGCACUCUACUGAUCGUGAAGUUGCGCUUAUGAUGUUAAUAGCAUACUUGUCAUAUAUGUUGGCAGAGCUAUUCCACCUAAGCUCUAUCUUGACUGUGUUCUUCUGUGGGAUUACUAUGUCUCACUACACAUGGCACAAUGUUACAGAUAAAUCAAAGGUCACUACCAAACACACUUUUGCUGCAUUGUCGUUUCUAGCUGAGAUCUUUAUCUUUCUUUACGUUGGAAUGGAUGCUCUAGAUAUCGAAAAAUGGGACGUGGUACGCAACAGUCCUGGCCAGUCUAUUGGAGUGAGUGCGAUACUCCUUGGCCUUAUUCUUCUGGGUCGAGCCGCCUUUGUGUUCCCUCUUUCGUUCUUGUCGAACUUGACAAAGUCUUCUCCGGAUGAGAAAAUAGAUUGGAAGAAACAAGUAACCAUUUGGUGGGCUGGUCUGAUGCGUGGUGCCGUGUCGAUGGCUCUUGCUUAUAAUCAGUUCACGACUUCAGGACACACCAAGCUUCUUGGAAACGCUAUAAUGAUCACCAGCACCAUCACUGUUGUUCUUUUCAGUACUGUGGUAUUUGGAUUGUUAACCAAACCAUUAGUCAAACACUUGCAGCCUCCAUCAAAGAAGCCCUCCACACCGACAUCAUCUUUCCACGAGCCGCUCCUCAAUGGCGAUGGCAGCUACAUCGAAAACCACGAGCCUCUGCACCGCACCCAGGGCCAAUCAGACUACAUCCUUGAACAAAUCACUCUAAGACUGUUCUUGAGCACUCCUUCCCGAGCCAUUCAUCAUUACUGGAGAAGCUUCGAUAACGCGGUUAUGCGUCGCAUAUUUGGAGGCCGUGGCGUUUCAGAGGUAGUUCCUGGCUCACCUAUUGAUACUAGUGUUCGGCAGCUGUGGACUGAAGACGUAGAGAACAAGGAACAAUACGCUGAGCCUUGAUUGUGACGUCAUGACUAAGAUCUUUUGACUUCUUGGCUCGCGUUUUCAAGCGAUUUUUUGGACGCAAACGCAAAGUGGACGGGCUAGAUCUUAUUUUUUGACUUUGGUUUUUGCAGCUAUAUGGGCGCAGUUUUUGAUUUGAUUUGUUUUUGGUCCCGGUUUGAUUUUGGUUUGUGGUGUGGUUUUUCUAGAACCGGUUCAAUUUUUGUGGUUUGAGUUUUGGCUAUUUGGUUUAGCUGUUUUGUUGUAAAAUUGUAAUGCUCCAUGUAAAUAGGGACUGAUCAAUGUAGGUGUGACUUGUGACAGUGAUCAUUUACAUACGUAUGUAACUGGCUAUGUUGAGCUCAUUCCAAUAUAAGGGAGAAUAUAUAUAUACGUAGUUGUUGUUUGUUUA
Molecule: messenger RNA, 4682 nt
Organism: Brassica rapa (field mustard)
Lineage: Eukaryota; Viridiplantae; Streptophyta; Magnoliopsida; Brassicales; Brassicaceae
Product: sodium/hydrogen exchanger 3
Biological process (GO): proton transmembrane transport; sodium ion import across plasma membrane; regulation of intracellular pH
Cellular component (GO): plasma membrane
Molecular function (GO): potassium:proton antiporter activity; sodium:proton antiporter activity
Source: RefSeq, a predicted model, not a curated record